AUGGCGAGCUCAUCGAUCAAGCAUGAGGCUUCCUCGUCUACCUUUGAGGUGGACUCUCACAGCGACCAGUAUCUUGAGGGGCAGACCAAGACUUUCAAGUUGAUCGAUGCAGCCAGGGUUUCCACCACUGCCCUCGCCCUACUCUGUGGCAUCACUAUCAUGGGCCUCUCCGCCGAUGCCACAAGGGUCUACAACACGACGAGGCUAGAGGGGAGCCCUCUGCUCUCCAUGUGGCCCGAAUCUUUCGACAUGCAGCCAACUGUUGCUCUUGUCGCUGGAAGCUCUCUCGUCACCCUUGCAAACCUUGCAGCUCUGCUAUGCAGCAAGGUCCCUCGUCUCCGCAACAACACCCCCGUCCACACCCCGGUGAUGUUUGCCGCGCCUGUGGUUGGCUUCGUGGCCGCACUGGUGGCCGUCAUCGUCUUCUACGCGAUCAACGCCUCGGAAACGACCGACUCCCUGCUCAGUUGGACGUGCCGGUGGAGGUCAGUUCAAAUGGGGCAGGCCCCUUACUUUGGUACGCUGUGUGGCCAGUCCUGGGCGAGCGUGUACCUGGCUGUCGUCCUUGUGCCCCUGGAGGCCAUAGCUCUGUGUGCUGCGGGCUGGCAGCUCAAGGUCGAGAAGCACGUCACUGCAUACGCGCAUGCGAGGAAGGGAAGUCCUGUCGCGUGA
Molecule: messenger RNA, 672 nt
Organism: Diaporthe citri
Lineage: Eukaryota; Fungi; Ascomycota; Sordariomycetes; Diaporthales; Diaporthaceae
Exons: 2
Coding region: 1-672 (223 amino acids)
Source: RefSeq, a predicted model, not a curated record